GAGGCUCAGUCCACUUCCCUCCAUCAUGCCUGACUCCUGUCUCCCGUGGUCCCUGAGAGGCACGAAAAUGGCGGGCUGUUGCCAGCCCCUAACGAUUCCUUCUCUGCCACUUCUUUCUCCUCAUGCUUUUCCCAUGUGCAUGGUGGGGUCCCUCCCACUGGACGCAGUCCCACAGGAUAAACCUAUUCCUGCGUGGGCUCUCCACAGGCCACAGUUCCUUCAGGGUAUAUCCUGCUCGGACCUGGGGCCCUCCAUGAGCUCCACCACAUUCCCUCCACAGGCUGUAGCGUGGUUAUCUGCUCCGAUGUGGGCCCUCCACAGGCUGCAGGGUGCCUGAAGCACCUCCUUCUUCUUUGAUUUUACUGUCUGCAAGGCUUUUCCCUCACUCUGUGUGCAGCUUUUUGUCCUUUAUUAUAUUCCCAGAAGCACCACCAGCUUCACUGAGGGGCUCAACUGUGCCCACUGGUGGCUCCCUUGGAACUGUCUGGAACCAGCUGGAACUGUCUGGAACCAGCCAGAACCAGUUUGAACUGGCUGAAACCAGCAGGAACCAGCUGUGUCUGGCAUGGGGCAGGCUCCCGUUGUGUGUUCCUUUCAUCUCCCUUUGGUGCCUGCUGCUUGAACUGGCUUUCUUUCAGAUUUCUGGCUGUUUCCUGCCUUAGGCAUUUUCUCACUGAAAGUGGGUACGUUUAAGUAUCUCUGCGCCUGACAGUUGACAUAUUUAUCUCCUGCUACCUUGCUGGUGAAGAUGCCCUUUUAAGGUUGUUGCAGAAAAGAAAGAAAAAUAGCACCGAUCUAUAGGAUUGUCAGAAGUUGUUAUUUAUUGCUGGGGUAGCAGCAGUUCCAAAAAUGUGUUGGACGCUUCUCCAACUUACAGAGAGAUUUAAUGCUUGUCCAGAAGAACAUGGAAACCAUAUCAUUAGAGUAAUCACACCUUGGGAAUUCAAAAAUAGCAUAGGAAGACUUCCUAAUCCAUGCUUUUUUGACAUGGAGACAGAGAGAAAAUAGGAAGGUUUCCAGGUAACAGAUUUACAAGAGGGGAAAAGUACAAACCCUUCUGCACCACAUGUUACCAUCUAAGCCAGCCAUGAUACAUCAAUGUGAGGUAGAUAUGAAUCGCAAGGUGACAGCAAGUGAAAACAUCCAUCAGGAUGAAGACAGGCUGGGAGAAGAAUGCUAACCACUGGUCCCUAGGAUUGUAUUCUGCUUCCUGAUUGCUUAUCUUAAAGAAAAAUCCCCAUCUGAGAGAGAAAGAGAGAGAAAGACUGUGUGAAAGUAGAGAACAACACACUCCAUCUUAAAAAAGAGAAGAUCAAGUCUGGAGUUUCUCUGACUUCGUCUGAAAUUGUAGGGAUGAUCAAUUUGUUUAAGAAACCUUACAAGAAAAAAGCAGGCAAAUUCCAGCCUUUCAAGAAGCUCUUCGGCAAGCGGAAGAAAAGGGAGCCCGCCUCAGACUGCGAGGAAGCCAAACUGAAGCCGAGCCACUCCUUUGGGAACGUCUGCAACGGCGCCUUCUCCUCCGAUGAAGAGCCCAACGGUGGUCUGAGGUCUUCCCAUUAUUAUAUGGGCAGUCGAGCUUUCUCCCAUGACAGUAUUUUUAUACCUGAUGGGAGAACAGAGAGCGAACAGACCGUCCAAGCAAUGUCACAGGAGAACGUUUUAGGAAAAGUCAAAACACUGCAGCAACAGUUGGCCAAGAAUAUAAAAUUUGGGCAGCCUCCACAAAUGACAAUUUCUGGGAGGACAAUGGGGGAGGCAAGUGCUAGUGUAGAAGAGGAUGUAUUGCUCAGUAGCCCCAUGGAGACUGACACUCAGCAGGACACAGUGCUCUCAGAGAGUGGCAAUAAAUCAACUGACGCUCCAGAUCUGUUGAGAACAAUGAAUUUGCCCAGAGGAGGACAUGAAGUGGAAGAAAAGGUCACUCCAGUCAGACCAUCUCGGCCAAAAAGACAAUUUUCCUGUUCUGGCACGAUUGAAACAAUCAAUCUGGAUGCAGUUCCCCAGGCUGUUGCUCGUCUAGACAACAGUGCAGCUAAACACAAGCUGUCAGUAAAGCCAAAAAAGCAGAGGAUGUCAAGAAAGCACAAGAGAUUAACAAAGGGAUCACAAAGUUUAACGAUAACAGAAUUUGAGCCAGAGGAUCUAGAAACUGAGCUGUAUGCAGACAGAUACCCCGGUUAUAACGGCCACUUCACAGCAGACAAGCUAAUCCAGAACAGAGAUGAGCCAAAGCAGCUUCCACUGGCAGAGGAGAAAAGAAUUGAAGAUCACUGGGGGAUCCUUGAGGCCGAAAGGAUAAGGCAGAUUGUGGAAAUGGAAGAACAAAGGGAAAUGGAAGAACAAAGGUGCCAAGAGCGUGAGCAGAUGCAGAAAGAGCAGGAGAGGAGGGACUGUGAAGAGGAGAGCGGGCAGAAUCUCCUUGAAGGAGAGACGUCUUUGAAAACAGAAGAGCAAGCAUGCCAGGAAGAAGAGAGAAGACUGCUGGAGGCAGAAAAGAGGCAAGAGCUGGAGGAGCAGAGGCAGAAGGAGUUGGAAGAGCAACAGAGACGAGAGGUGGAGCAGCAGAAGCACAGGAAAUGGGACGAGCAAGAGAGACGGAAGCUGGAAGAACAGAAGCACAGGGAAUGGGAUGAGCAACAGAGACAGGAGCUGGAGGAGCACAAACACCAGGAACAGGAGGAGCAAAAGAGACGAGAGCUGGAGGAACUUAAGCACCAGGAAGAGGAGGAGCAGAGCCAAGAGCUAGAGGAGCAGAAGUUCCAGGAACAGGAGGAGCAGAGAUGCCAGGAGUUGGAGGAGCAGAAGAGGCAAGAGCUAGAGGAGCAGGAGCACCAGGAAUGGGAAGAGCAGAGGCACAAGGAGCUGAAGGAGCAACAGAGACAAGAGCUAGAGGAGCAGAAGAGGCUAGAGCUGGAAGAACAAAGGCAACAUGAGACUGAAAAACAGCGUCAAGAGGAAGAGGAAAGAAAUCAGCUGGAGGAACAAAAAGAACUCAAGGAACAAAAGAAGGAAGAAAAACAGAGACAAGAGCUAGAAGAGAAAGAACUUCAAGAAGGUGAAAUAAAACUGAAGCAGGAGAAGGAACUUGAGAGCCUCAAGCAACAGAAGAAACAGGAGGAACAAAGGCAGCUCUUGAAGGAGAAAGGAGAAAAGACAGAGGAGGAACAACCCCAGCAAUUACUGGAGAAGAAACAGAAGCGGGAAGAGCAGAGAAAACACAAGCUCACAAAACAAAUGCACUUGGAAAGUACAGAUAUUAUGCAACAAGAUGAACUGAAGCAACAAAAGGAACAAAAUGAACAGGAAUGGAGCAAGCUGCAAGAGCAGAAGACAGAACCAGAAGGAAAAGAUCUUCAACAAAAGCAACAAGAAAAAUCCUUGGAGCAGCAACAGGACAAGGAUCAGCUGCGUUCCGGAGGGGCUGACAGGCAUCCAGUGGAGGACAAGCUGCAAGAAAGACCAAGACCCCCAAAACUCAAACAGACAGAAAAAGGGAACAAAACAGCAGAAGAAAUCCUAGCCCAGAAGCUGAAGAGAGAAGUUGAUGCUCAGGAACAAAAGCGAAUAGGGGAAGAACUCAGGUGGCAGGAGGUAGAUGAAAGACAAACUGCAUCCAGACCCUUCACGUUCCAGGUGUCUUCUGGAGAUAAACAGAUCAUAUUUCAGAAAGUAAAUUUGAGUCCAGUCAUGCCUGUCAAGGGAGCAGGACUCUCUUCCCCUUCCCUCAAAGACUGCAGGGUGCACACCUCCAGCAAGGGCUCCCACACACUGCCCUCAUCUGUGUGUGUGCCGCACACAGCUAUUUUGGUUACUGGAGCGCAGCUGUGUGGCACAGCAGUUAACCUGAACCAGAUAAAGGACACGGCUUGUAAGUCAUUACUGGGCUUAACAGAAGACAGAAAAAACAUGGAUAUUCCUUCACCAGAGAAGGCCCAGGAAAAAAAGACAGGUACCAAACCCGCCAACAGUAAAAUGAAAUAUGCACAAGAGACACUGGACCAAGCCACGCUAGCUGAGUGGGCCUCUAUCCGCUCCAGAAUCCUGAAGAACAAAGAAAACAGCAAAUACAAUGAGAAAGACAGAGUAAGCGGCUGCAGGCACAGCGAUGACUGGACGCCCCGAGGGCGAGGUGCUCCCCAUGGUAACUUGAGGAAAACCCUAUCUGCAAAUGCAAAGUUCUCAAUAACACCAGCAUGGCAGAAGUUUUCAGAAGCUUCAAAAGCCAAUUUGGACACUGAGAAUGUGAGUGCAGCGAAAGGCAGUGAAACAGUGGCUGUGGGAAGAACCACUGGCUCAUCUGCUGACCUGACUGGGGAGGUGGCACCCACUUUUAAGGACAGCUUAGCUGAAACGGCUAAAGAGAAACUGGAAACCCGCAGUGAAAUUACAGACAACACGGAAGGCUGUAAAUUUGCAAAAGAUCUUCCAUCUUUCCUUGUUCCAAGCUUUCCUCAUCCUCCGGGUAAAGAAUUACCCCAGUCAGAACCUCCAGGUGCGCUGGAAAAUCAGCAGGGUAACAGCACAAAAAAACCUGAUAAACCAGCACCAAACGGAGAAGAAAACGUUUCUCCUUUUGGGAUAAAGUUACGGAGGACAAACUAUUCCUUACGUUUCCAUUACGAUCAACAGGCAGAGCAAAGGAAGAAGAAAAGAUACAGUGCAGGAGACAGUUUUGAUGGUGUGCCUGACCCUCUGCUUACGACAGAAGGUGAAAAAGAACCCACUGUUUUUGCUCCACAAGAGAGCACGUCCCCUGGCAUGGGAAGAGCCAAUGUCCGUGGGAAUUUAAAAGACUCCAAAGACUCUUCAGUUACCGUGAUAGAGCUUUCACAGCCAGCGGGCACACCACUGCCAGCCCCCAGCCAGGGCGCUUUACCUCCUCACGAGAAACCAGCAUGCAAAUCACUGGCCCCACAGAAGCCUGCGCUAGCUCCAAAGCCUGCCAGCCAGACGCCGCCGUCGUCUCCUCUCUCGAAAAUGAACCGCUCGAACCUGGCUGAUACGCUAGGGCAGAGGUUUAUUAAAGCUGAAUCGGACGGUAGCUGGAGAAGAGAAGACAGAGCGGUGCCCCCCACGGCACUGAGUGAGAACAAAAAUGAAGAGGAAGAAAUCAGAGAAAAGAAGUCAUUUUUCCCAUCUCUAAGUAUUCCCUGGAGAGAAAAGAAUGACAAAAAGCCUGAGCCAUUGAAGAAAGAAAAACCAGUCCUCCAGAGCAGGCACUCUUUAGAUGGCUCUAAAUUGAUGGAAAAAGUUGAAACUUCACAACCACUUUGGAUUACAUUGGCGCUACAAAAGCAAAAGGGAUUUCGUGAACAGCAAGCUACUAGGGAAGAGAGGAGACAAGCCAGAGAAGCAAAGCAAGCAGAGAAGCUGGCUAAAGAAAAUGCGGCUGUGAGUAAUCAGUCAGAUAACAAAAGCAGCAGCAGCAAAACAAGCACACUGCAGAAAUCUACGCCUCAAGAAGGGGAGAAGAAAAUUGAGUCUGCUGUGUCAAAACUAGAAAGAAGGGAGCAGCUGAAAAAGUCUAAUACCCUUCCAACAUCUGUGACAGUGGAGAUUUCCGAUUCUGUUCCAUCAAACCCGCUGGCAAAAGAGGUGGCCAAGAGAUUCUCCACGCCUGAUGCUAACCCUGUGUCAACAGAACCAGCCUGGCUUGCGUUAGCCAAAAGGAAAGCAAAAGCCUGGAGUGACUGUCCACAGAUCAUAAAGUAAACUAUAACAUUAUGUCUUAUUGCUGCCUAUUAAUUGCUUUCUUUUUAUUUAUUCAGCUUUUUACACAUGACAAAACUGAAAAUGCAUGUAUUGAAGAACUGAAAACUGAACUGAUACCGUUUUGCUCUAGCUCACUGUAAAGUGUACUCAAGUCAUAUAUUCCACUGCUUUGACAAAUAGCUAAAUGAGGUCACAUGCAAAUUUCAGAGCCAGUCUCUCUCAAAAAUUCAAGAAUGCUCAGACACUGGAUGUCAAUUUUAGCCAGUAUCAUCAUAAGAGGCAGAACUUAAGAAGCUCCUUAAAUUCUCUGAGUAUUUGGUUCUGCGAUUUUAGAUCUCUACUGUUAAGUGGAGAUCUCAGAAAAGCUUUUCAACACUCCAUUGUUGAAAAUUUAUGCAAGAUGCAUGUUCCCUUCUCUUAUUCCUAAAUUUUCUUAAGUGUUAAACUGUAUGAACUGUCAGUUCUACCUGCUAUUUGGAAGCUUCUUACCUAAUGAACUUUGGGAGACAUCUUUCCACCUGCAAAUGAUAAAUAAGAAGGACCAUCCAAAUGCUGAGGUAAUUUCCUUCAUCAUAGCAUUAACAUAUUACAUUUAUAUUCUCUCACUCCUAGGAAAAAAAAACAAACAAUUUAUCCAACUUCAUAAAAAUUACUAGUUAAACAGAAGUCAGAAAGUUUUCAGAAAGAAGCCUCUAUUCUUUACAACUACCUGAACGGAAGCUGCAGUGAGGAAGGUGUUGGUCUUUUUCCUCAGGUGACAAAUGCUAGGAUAUAAGGAAACAGUCUCUGUUGUGCCAGGGGAGGUUUAGGUUGGUCAUUGGGAAGAACUUCUUCACGGAGAGGGCGGUCAAGCAUUGGAACGGGCUGCCCAGGGCUCUGAUGGAGUCCUCAUCCCUGGAGGUAUUUAAGAGAUGUGUGGACAUGGCACGAAGGGACAUGGUUUAAUGGUGGGACUUGGUAGGUCAGGUUGGUGGUUGGACUUGGUGACCUGGAGGGUCUUUUCCAACCUGGAUGACUCUGUAAGCCAGAGGCAGUGUUUAUUCAGGUUGUUUAGCGCAGCACUGUUUGUGUGCUUGGCCAUGUUUAAGAUGCAUACAGACAGUGAUUGCAGAUUAAAACUUGAAAUCAAUCAUCUGGGACUGAAGUAUGUAGAACUAUUCCUGUGCUCCUGUACUUAUAGAAUUAGUCUCAUCAAGUUCCCACAGGAAUAAGAUUAUAUGACUGAAUUUGACUGAAAACUGAAAGCUCAGUCAGUGGUAUCUCUAAAGUUUUAACUCUGCAUUCUUCCUGAUUUUACUUCAUGUGCAGCUUUAGGUGGUUCAGAUAACUUACCAUACUUUGACCAACACAGCCAGCAGACUUCAGAAAGUGUUUUUGUACCUCUCCCAAGUAAGUGCUUACUUACCCCCCAUCUCGGGUAUCUGCUGUGGCAGAUUCUUUGUUACUUCUCUGUACCUAAAAUAGAAGUGUUCAUUCCCACCCUAUUACAAAAAUGGAAAAAGUCUGUAAUUUUACUAUCCUUAAUAUCCCACAGAAAUAUCUGUCUACAUUUUUAAAGUCAUCCUAGUAAAUAUAAUUGUAACACCCCCAAGUUGUUUUUUACAGGAAAGUCUUUAAAUUUGAACAUCUCUUUGUAAUGAUAAGGCUCAAAGGAACCUUUAAGCAUAAAACAUUUUAAAGGACGAUAUUUUCAUGAGAUAAGUUGCAUCAUUAUAGAUUCACAUACAUUUCAUGGAAGUAUUUUGGUCAAAUUGCUGUAUGCGGCAUGAGUAGCAGCACUUUAAAUUAUGCAGAAAACAGAAUGAAACCUGCCAUAGCCUCCCAUUCCAAAAAUCAAAAAGGGCUUGUCCACGAAAGUCAUUCCUGAAUACUCUAUUUCCUAACAAAGCAAAAACAAAGGUUCGGUAUCAUGGUUACAACAGCACAAACACAAAGGAUGCAUUAGAUUGAGUAGCUGUGCAGCAGCAGGACGUUUUUUUCUUGGGUCUCUUCUAAGCCAUCAGUUUUACCAUUUUAUAUUUAAAACCAGAAUCUCUCAAGUAACUUUUUUUCUCUUAAUAUAAGUAUUUUAAAUGUUUUGUACAGAGAUGGGGCAAUGUUGUUCUCAAAUAUUUGGAAAAAAAUACUUAACAUGUUCAAAGUAAAAAUCUCUGCAAGCUUAUCUGAGAAAGAAUUGGGCCCAUAACUGUUUUUGCUCUGCAAGCACCAUGAAUUAGUGCUGCUUAAGUUUGAUUUACACUUUUUUUUUUCUGAGUUUAUAAGCCUGCACUAUUUGUAAUUACAAGAACUAAACUGCCUGAAACCCGCCUUCAGGAUUAUUUCCUGGGACAGGGAUCCAGGCAGAAAUACAGAGAAGGUGAAGUAAAUCAGGAUUAAAGUAUUUGAAAAAGCAUAAUUAGGUGCUAUUGUGCAUGACAUGAUGAUGCAAUUUUCCAAUACAAUACACUUCUAGCACAUAGAAUAGAGCUUUCAUUAAGGACGGUCUUAAUCUAAAGCUUCAAAGCAGAAGUUGUUUUCAACCAUAAAGGUAUCUAGUGUAAUAAUGGAAACUGUAUUCUGUACAGUACUUGGUGGAAACAUUUCUAAAGUGUACAUGUUUAACAGUGACAUUUCAUGUUAAAUUAACAAAAAUUUGCACUAAAUACCAAUGAAGUGAGGUGUUACUUUGCUUUAUCUUUGUUGCAACCAUUACUGAUAAAGUGUUGGAAAUCUGUAAGAAGAAAAAAAAAAAAACAACAAACCACCAAAACAUUACUACUGACUUUAAAACAGAAAAAAAUGUUUUAAGAACCGAACAAACCACUAUGUAGUAUAUUGUCUCAAUUUUUUGUAACUUAAACACAUGAAAUACCAUUUCUUCUGACAAGGUUAUAUAUGAUUAACCUC
Cygnus olor (mute swan) is the source of this 8598-nucleotide messenger RNA. It is a transcript of the gene CRACD, whose product is annotated as capping protein inhibiting regulator of actin dynamics. Gene Ontology annotation, biological process: maintenance of gastrointestinal epithelium; negative regulation of barbed-end actin filament capping. The coding region runs from base 1354 to 5712 and encodes 1452 amino acids. The transcript has 13 exons. NCBI's taxonomy places the organism in Eukaryota, Metazoa, Chordata, Aves, Anseriformes, Anatidae. The record is from RefSeq and is a predicted model, not a curated record.